AUGGUCGCCACUGCGAAAUCGAACCGAUCAUUCACGCCUAGAAAGACUGCGACAUCAACCACUCUAUCCAAGAAACCAGCAAAACCAAAUGCAAGCAUCCUUAGCUUUUUUCAAAAGACCCAACGACCCGAAGACUCCCUUUUUGUAGGAACAGUCGUUGAUGCUGCUAAGCAUGAGGAAGAUAUCUACAGCCACGAUGACGAUCACCGCUUCAAUGAGUCGACAAUGUCCAACAAAAAGAGACGACUUAGCGAUGAGCAUCUGGCAUUGAGAGAGAACAGUGAAUCUGUCUCUGCCAAGUCAGAUUCCAGCAACAACUCACACGACUACAAGCUGGCUAAAAGCGCCAAGCCUCGACUAAACGUCCCCUUCGUCAUGGAUUCCGACAGCGACGAUGAUCAAGACGACGACCAACAACGAGAGGCUCCUUCUUCCGUGUCCACAAAACCCAACAAAUCAUCUCUUCCAGAUAGCUGUGAACGUACAAACCAUGGCCGUCCGAAGCCUCCAGAUUCUCCCAAUGUACGGCACCAAAGUCCCAAGAAGAAGCCGGAUUCUAAUGAAGAAGACCAAACGUAUGACCAGUUUGCAGACCUCGAGACUUUCGGCGAAAUAGAUGAUGCGGAUUUAGACGAGUUUGAAGGAGAAGAAAUGCGGGAGAUGAGAUUUAUGCGUGAGCAGGCCCGGUUGGAGGCAGAGGAGGCCGGAAUAGCAAUACCUGAGGACUUUGGGGAGGAUUCUUUUCAAGACGAUUUUGCGGCCCAGACUUGUCCCAUUUGCAGCGGAAGUCUUCAAGGCAUAUCGAUGGACGAUGCGACCAAACACGUAAACUCGUGUCUCGACCGGAACCCCAUACCCCUACCAGGAAACAAGCCCGCCCAGCCCACAUCGCCGGCCCCCGAGGUUGAGGCUGUGGAAGUAAGUAAACGAUUUGCACGCGCAGCAAUUCCGCGACCGGGCCAACCAAACCCAUUUGAGUUGGACAAUGACGGCAAGGAAGUGAAGUCGGCCUUUUCGAAGCUCAUGUCAAACAAAGCGGAAGACUCUGCUUGGGUAGCAGCGGCAGCAGCGGAGAAUGCUUCGAGGGGCCGUCCAGCUUACGAGAGAACUUGCCCAUUCUACAAGAUUAUACCGGGAUUCAAUAUUUGUGUCGAUGCCUUUCGUUACGGUGCUGUCAAGGGUUGCGAGGCGUAUUUUCUAAGUCACUUCCACAGCGAUCAUUAUAUCGGUCUGACGGCGAAUUGGGUACAUGGACCAAUAUACUGCAGCAAGGUGACUGGAAGCUUAGUGAAACAGCAGCUCAGAACUGCUGCAAAGUGGGUAGUGGAACUGGACUUUGAGAAAGCAUAUGACAUCCCGGGAACAGGCGGUGCUACUGUCACCAUGAUACCAGCAAACCAUUGUCCCGGCAGCUCAUUGUUCCUUUUUCAAAAACCCCCUGAGAAGGGAAGCAAUAGGCGUGGCAAGCGAAUUCUUCACUGUGGUGACUUUCGAGCGUGCCCUGCUCACGUUACCCAUCCACUCAUGAAACCUGACCUUAAAGAUGCGACAACAGGGAAGCUGAGCCAACAAAUCAUCGACAUAUGCUACUUGGACACCACCUAUCUCAACCCAAGAUACUCCUUCCCACCACAAGAUGACGUUAUCAAAGCCUGUGCCGACUUGUGUGCAUCACUUUCUCCAGAUCCAACCUGCAAAGACGACAUAUGGGAAAAGGGCGCCAAAGAAGAAGGGACCCAAGCAGUCAGCAAAUAUUUCCACAGUGACAAGCAGAAUACCAAUAGUGUGGAAAGUCCAAAACCUCCGAAACUGGGUCAGCGACUACUCGUCAUCUGUGGCACCUAUUCCAUCGGAAAGGAACGAAUCUGCGUUGCCAUUGCCAAGGCUCUGAAAAGCAAGAUCUUUGCUAUUCCAGGCAAGAUGAGGAUUUGCAAACAGCUCGACGACCCAGAAUUGGCUGAACUGCUAACAUCCAACCCCGUUGAAGCCCAGGUCCACAUGCAGUCACUCAUGGAAAUUCGAGCCGAGACACUCCAGGAAUAUCUAAAUGGCUACAAAGGGCAUUUUAGUCGCAUUGUGGGAUUUCGUCCCAGCGGCUGGAAUUACCGACCACCAAAUAGCAAGCAAAUCACAGCCAACACCUCGCCAACUAGUAUACAAACACAUCAAAUACUUCACGGCAAGGGCUGGAGAACCCGGUUUGGAUACAAAGACUUUGUUGCCCAAAGAGGCAGUACAAAGGAAGCUAUGUGUUUUGGCGUGCCUUAUUCAGAGCACAGUAGUUUUCGAGAGCUGGCCAUGUUCAUAAUGAGCCUAAGGAUAGAAAAGGUAAUUCCCACCGUCAAUGUAGGCAGUGAGCAAUCCAGAAAGAGAAUGAAAGGAUGGCUAGACCGGUGGGCAUCUGAAAGACGGCGCGGUGGGCUUGUUCGUCCUCUCAUAGAAGGACAGGAUAAUGUUGACGACAAGACCAUAUCCCUAUGGGACGAUAAGUCUGGAAAAGGAGGAGGAGCCUGGUGGUGA
Messenger RNA from Pochonia chlamydosporia 170, 2520 nucleotides. Its product is annotated as DNA repair protein Pso2/Snm1. The transcript has a single exon. The coding region runs from base 1 to 2520 and encodes 839 amino acids. The record is from RefSeq and is a predicted model, not a curated record. Gene Ontology annotation, biological process: protection from non-homologous end joining at telomere; interstrand cross-link repair; double-strand break repair via nonhomologous end joining. Gene Ontology annotation, molecular function: damaged DNA binding; 5'-3' DNA exonuclease activity. Lineage: Eukaryota; Fungi; Ascomycota; Sordariomycetes; Hypocreales; Clavicipitaceae.